Molecule: messenger RNA, 1892 nt
Organism: Rhinopithecus roxellana (golden snub-nosed monkey)
Lineage: Eukaryota; Metazoa; Chordata; Mammalia; Primates; Cercopithecidae
Gene: CD1B
Product: CD1b molecule
Exons: 6
Coding region: 602-1585 (327 amino acids)
Biological process (GO): positive regulation of T cell mediated cytotoxicity; antigen processing and presentation, endogenous lipid antigen via MHC class Ib; immune response
Cellular component (GO): external side of plasma membrane
Molecular function (GO): endogenous lipid antigen binding; lipopeptide binding; exogenous lipid antigen binding
Source: RefSeq, a predicted model, not a curated record
CACACACAUGCACACACACACACACAGACAUAGACACACACACACGCACAGCCAGUUUAGAAUGUGGAGUAAGGAACACCAGACAAAGAGGGCAAUAUAAGAAAGAGAAGACAUUGAAAACAUUGGGAAGGGGCAGUAACAGAGUGCCAGAGAACAUAAGGCAGCUAGGAGGGGGAAAGACUAAGUGAGGUGGAUAAACCAAAAGCAUCCUUCUGGGUUAAAGCAGACUAAAAGCUUAGCAAUUGUUUAAUAUCAUCAUCCUAUCCUAUAGAUGUGGGAAUAAAGACUAAGGAAGGUGAAAUGAAAAUGCAAAAUCAUACGGGGGCUUUUCCAAGGAGGAAUGAAGGAAGCUGAGGACAGGGAGAGCAGCUGGAAGUCAGGGGGUAAGAGUCUAAAAGUCAGGGCUUGAGGGAAAUAAAAGGUGAGGUAAGAGGCUCAGGGCUGUGGGAGGCACAUUUUUCUCUGAAAAGCAAUUUGGAUGAGGAAGAGAUUUGUCAGUUGGAAAAGAGAAGAAGUCACUGCAGGGUACUGAGGAAAAGGUUUGCUGAAAUUGGAGAUCAAAUACCAGCUCUGCCAGUAAGAAGUUGCAUCUCCCGGUGAAAUGCUGCUGCUGCCAUUUCAACUGUUAGCUGUUCUCUUUCCCGGUGGUGACAGUGAACAAGCCUUCCAGGGGCCGACCUCCUUUCAUGUCAUCCAGACCUCGUUCUUUACCAACAGUACCUGGGCACAAACUCAAGGCUCAGGCUGGUUGGAUGAUUUGCAGAUUCACGGCUGGGAUAGUGACUCAGGCACUGCCAUACUCCUGAAGCCUUGGUCUAAAGGUAACUUUAGUGAUAAGGAGUUUGCUGAGUUAGAGGAGAUAUUCCGAGUCUACAUCUUUGGAUUCGCUCAAGAAGUACAAGACUUUGCCGGUGAUUUCCAGAUGAAAUACCCCUUUGAGAUCCAGGGCAUAGCAGGCUGUGAGCUACAUUCUGGAGGUGCCAUAGUAAGCUUCCUGAGGGGAGCUCUAGGAGGACUGGAUUUCCUGAGUGUCAAGAAUGCUUCAUGUGUGCCUUCCCCAGAAGGUGGCAGCAGGGCACAGAAGGUCUGUGCACUAAUCAUGCAAUAUCAAGGUAUCAUGGAAACUGUGAGAAUUCUCCUCUAUGAAACCUGCCCCCGAUAUCUCUUGGGCGUCCUCAAUGCAGGAAAAGCAGAUCUGCAAAGACAAGUGAAGCCUGAGGCCUGGCUGUCCAGUGGUCCCAGUCCUGGACCUGGCCGUCUGCAGCUUGUGUGCCAUGUCUCAGGAUUCUACCCAAAGCCUGUGUGGGUGAUGUGGAUGCAGGAUGAGCAGGAGCAGCGGGACACUCAGCUAGGGGACAUCCUGCCCAAUGCUAACUGGACAUGGUAUCUCCGAGCAACCCUGGAUGUGGCAGCUGGGGAGGCAGCUGGCCUAUCCUGUCGAGUGAAGCACAGCAGUUUAGAGGGCCAGGACAUCGUCCUCUACUGGAGAAACCCCACCUCCACUGGCUCGAUUGUUUUGGCAAUAAUGGUGCCUUCCUUGCUCCUUUUGCUAUGCCUUGCAUUAUGGUAUAUGAGGCGCCGGUGAGUUGUCAUAUCAGAAUAUCCCAUGAGCCCUCAUCAUGUCUGCUCCUCCAUUCGCAAUAAGUACCAAGAAGCCCAAGUUAUCCACCCAAAAGUCAAUCUUACCAUAUUUCAAAUGAUUAUCAAAUUUGAUGAAAUCAGAGUUUUCAUGUAUUUUAAAAUAAAUUAAAUUUAAACAUCAGCAAAAAAGUAUUAAAACUGUAAAUUUAUUAUGAGACUGUAUAUGAUUCACCCAGAUUUUACACACGUUAAAAUGUUAGAAAGAAUGUGUCUCAGAAUAAAUGCAAUAUAAUACAUACGACUUAAUGGUG